AUCCUUAACUCUUGUUUAGCGAGAGAGAGAGAGUUGCAGAGAUUAGACAAGUCAGCGAAACCGCGCGAAACGAAGAGUCAAAACCCUAAGGGAAAAAAAAAUGGCGGAGAAAUUGGCACCAGAGAAGCGACACAGCUUCAUCCACAACGGUGUGAAGGUGUUCGAAUGGGACCAGACUUUGGAAGAAGUGAACAUGUACAUCAAUCUUCCACCAAACGUUCAUUCCAAGCAAUUCUAUUGCAAGAUUCAGUCCAAGCACCUCGAACUCGGCAUCAAAGGAAACCCUCCCUACCUCAAUCACGAGCUCGCAUCUCCCGUUAAGACCGACUCUUCUUUCUGGACCCUUGAGGAUGAUAUAAUGCACAUAACACUGCAGAAGAGAGAUAAAGGUCAGACCUGGGCUUCACCCAUAUUGGGUCAGGGUCAGCUAGAUCCUCAUGCUUCCGAUCUUGAACAGAAGCGCCUCAUGCUCCAGAGAUUUCAAGAAGAGAACCCGGGUUUUGACUUCUCACAAGCUCAAUUUACUGGGAACUGUCCUGAUCCACGGACCUUUAUGGGUGGGAUAUGCACUGAUUAACAAUCUUGGUAUGAUGCAUUGGUGACUUACAUUAGUGUGUUAUAACCUAACUGAGAUUUGGUAAAUAAAAUGAUCAUAUGUGCUUGUCCUCACUUCGUUAUACAACUUUGAUAAGUGAUUAGUCUAUCUACCAGUCUUCACAAAUCUCUGUAAGAACAGAAUUAACAUCGUAUAGCAUUUGUGGUUGCUUGUUUAUACUAUUCUCUAGUUCCUAA
Messenger RNA from Quercus lobata, 792 nucleotides. Its product is annotated as HSP20-like chaperones superfamily protein. The record is from RefSeq and is a predicted model, not a curated record. The transcript is spliced from 5 exons. Gene Ontology annotation, biological process: protein folding. Gene Ontology annotation, cellular component: cytoplasm. Lineage: Eukaryota; Viridiplantae; Streptophyta; Magnoliopsida; Fagales; Fagaceae. The coding region runs from base 101 to 577 and encodes 158 amino acids.